Tripterygium wilfordii is the source of this 1319-nucleotide messenger RNA. Its product is annotated as actin-related protein 2/3 complex subunit 2A-like. Bases 177 to 1133 code for a protein of 318 amino acids. Gene Ontology annotation, cellular component: Arp2/3 protein complex; actin cytoskeleton. Gene Ontology annotation, molecular function: actin filament binding; structural constituent of cytoskeleton. The record is from RefSeq and is a predicted model, not a curated record. The transcript has 9 exons. Lineage: Eukaryota; Viridiplantae; Streptophyta; Magnoliopsida; Celastrales; Celastraceae. Gene Ontology annotation, biological process: Arp2/3 complex-mediated actin nucleation; actin filament polymerization.
AAAAUAAAAAAAUCACUGAAAGAAUGGCGAAUUGGAUUUUGUCGUAAAGAAUCUCCUCUUCCACACGACACCGAGUGCCGGAUCCCCGCAAUCGUCAAUCCUCCAGUCUCUCACCUACGCAGAGAGACGGAGACGCUAAGGGACGAUCAAAAGCUGUCGAUUUGUGAAGUUAAUCGAUGAUACUGUUGCAGUCUCACUCCAGAUUUCUUCUUCAGACCUUGUUAAAUCGGCUUCAAAACCUUGAAAAAGGAGUCGAACUCGACCACCACUGGGUUGAGUUUGAUGAUGUUCGUUACCACAUCCAGGUGUCAACAAAGAAUCCACAUCUCUUGCUGCUAUCAGUGUCGCUACCCACCCCACCUCCAGAAACUAAUUUCGUUGGUGGACUUCCUUUUGGAGCAAUAGAAGCCAUAAAAGCUGCUUACGGCGUGGUUGUUCAAAUUCUUGAUCCUCCCAGGGAUGGCUUUAAUCUAACAUUGAAGCUAAAUUUUUCAAAACUUCCUCCAGAUGAAGAGUACAAGCAUGCUAUUUUGGUUAAAAUUGCAUCUGUUAGAGAAGUGGUUUUAGGCGCUCCUUUAAGAGUAAUUCUCAAAAACCUUGCUUUAAGGAGAGUUGCUCCAAACAUGGAUCAGCUUGUUGCCAUUGUUCAUCGGUCGAAUGAGUCUUUAUUUCUUUUUCCUCAGGCAGAAAAGGUGACUGUGAUGUUCCCUAUGAGAUUCAAAGAUUCAGUAGACACCACUCUUGCAACUUCCUUUUUACAGGAGUUUGUGGAUGCAAGGCGUACUGCUGGACUGAACAAUGCUCCCCCUUGUUUAUGGUCUCCUUCUCCUCCCCUGGAAUUGAACGAAGCUCCUACUGAAGCAUUAUCUGCAAAUGCAGGUUUUGUAAGUUUUGUCAUUUUCCCACGUCAUGUAGAAGGCAAAAAGUUAGACCGUGCUGUUUGGAAUCUAUCAACAUUUCAUGCUUAUGUUAGCUAUCAUGUCAAGUGCUCUGAGGGAUUCAUGCAUACGCGGAUGCGUCGACGUGUGGAAUCUCUGAUUCAGGCUUUGGAUCGUGCCAAACCAGAGUCAAAGGAGUCCAAGAAAACAGCAACUAGUAAGUCUUUUAAAGGCAAGGUAUGGCAUGAUAAAUAAUAUCAGUCCUUCAAGACAUGAUAAACGAGGGGAGGGGAGGGGAAAGUGGGGAAAUUUUCUUCUUCUUUUUUCUCCUGAAAGAAAGGAAGGGAAACUCUGUUAGUGUGUGUACAUUGUAUUUUUAACUUUUUAAUGAAGUCUCAUUUUCCUUUGAGCAGACCAUUGCCAUUUGCUCAGUCAUCUUAA